AUGGUGGUCGAGGGUGGCGAUGGUGGUCGAGGGUGGCGGGGGUGGCGGGGUGGCGGGGUGGCGGUGGUCGAUGGUGGUCGAGGACGAGAUGCCUGGGUGACUAUGGUGACGAGCGAGACAUCAGUGACGGAGGAGGGCCACAGAUGGACGUCUAGACCAGAAGCCAAGGUGAGAGAGGAGGAGAAGGAGGAGGAGGAGGAGGAGGAGGAGGAGGAGGAGGAGGAGGAGGAGGAGGAGGAGGAGGAGGAGGAGAGGAGAGCGUAUAGUAGAGUAGCGUAUAGCAGGAGGAAGAAGAGAAGAGAGUGUAUAGUAGGGGAAGAGGAGGGAGGAGGAGGCGGAGGAGAGGAGGGCGAGGGCGAGGGCGGGUGGCGGUAA
Stereum hirsutum FP-91666 SS1 is the source of this 375-nucleotide messenger RNA. RefSeq lists its product as uncharacterized. The record is from RefSeq and is a predicted model, not a curated record. The transcript is spliced from 3 exons. Bases 1 to 375 code for a protein of 124 amino acids. NCBI's taxonomy places the organism in Eukaryota, Fungi, Basidiomycota, Agaricomycetes, Russulales, Stereaceae.